AUGUCGAAGCAAAGCCGACAAGAGAAAUGGCAGGAGACCCUGGCACUUCGCGCACGCAGAUGGCUAGAAACCACCGGCCCCAUCCCCUACAGCCUCACCAUCACCGUCCCAGCCUGGCACCCCGUCUACGAAAAUCCCCUGAAUUUAGAAUAUCCCCUCCACUUCGACGAUUCCGCCACCCUCAGACCCAUCACCAAAGAAGAAGGACGGGAUGGUUACGCAGACUGGCUCAACCUUGAGACCGACUUCAUCACCACGUUCCCGUGGACAUGUGACUUUUGUCUCGAGAUCAAGUACACCAGAGCCAAGUUCCGGUCGGAUCCGCCGAUGCCGGUGUCGCCGCCGUUCUUUGUGGUUGUGGUGUAUAAGGGGGCUGAUCUUGCGAGUGUGCAUGAGAGGAUCGUGGAGUUGAUCAGGAAGUGGAUGAAGGUGGAGGAUCCGGUUGUCAGGUAUUUUGAUGAGGAUUUCUGA
This is a messenger RNA of Fulvia fulva, 471 nucleotides long. RefSeq lists its product as uncharacterized. The transcript is spliced from 2 exons. The coding region runs from base 1 to 471 and encodes 156 amino acids. NCBI's taxonomy places the organism in Eukaryota, Fungi, Ascomycota, Dothideomycetes, Mycosphaerellales, Mycosphaerellaceae. The record is from RefSeq and is a predicted model, not a curated record.